AUGAUUGUCUCCGCUCAUCACGAGGGAUCUUCCACAGAAUCCUGCCUUAACUGCCCUGGAGUUGAUAUGCUAGACAAGGAAGAUGUGGAGGUUCUGAUGAAGUACUUCAAGUUCUCCAAUACCUGGAUUGAUUCGAUAUUUGCUAGCUUGAUAUCUCCCAAUCAAGUGGAGCUUAUCCAGUGCGAUCAUGAGGACAUUGCCAAAUUCAUCAAUCAUUCCAAAUCAACCUUAGGAUUCAGCCUAAGCCAUCUUAAUCUGAACAUCAUCGAGUACUCAGUCUUCAAGUCCUUCUGUAUCUGGAAGCUUGUGUAUCAUGAGACAAGCAUCGCAAUGAAGAUUAUGGCUCAAGAGCAUUUUGAGGGUGUUACCAGUGCUCUCCGGAAGUAUUACAGGAAGGAAUCCAAAAUGAACGACUUGGAAGUGGCAACCCGAAUCGGGGAUAUCACAUUGCAAAUUAUCACUGUCUCGAACCUCUACAACGACAUGAUCCGGCUAUAUCAUCAAAUUGGAGUUGAAUUUUAAUAUACUAAUUUAAUAUAAUGUAUUGGGAGUGGUUUUUCUAAAUUCUGAUUAUUUAUAUUUUCAACUAUUCAUAUAAACUUUAUUAUUUC
Molecule: messenger RNA, 611 nt
Organism: Caenorhabditis elegans
Lineage: Eukaryota; Metazoa; Nematoda; Chromadorea; Rhabditida; Rhabditidae
Gene: nhr-244
Product: NR LBD domain-containing protein
Exons: 4
Coding region: 1-522 (173 amino acids)
Source: RefSeq, marked reviewed